Molecule: messenger RNA, 1052 nt
Organism: Amoebophrya sp. A25
Lineage: Eukaryota; Dinophyceae; Syndiniales; Amoebophryaceae
Source: the annotation of a GenBank genome assembly
CCCGAGAAUCGUGCCACUUCUCCGCAGAGUCCAGCUUCGUUCGGUACUCACUGGAUCUGACAUUCGUUGUGCUGUUUUGAUCAAAUUCACCUUUACUAUUGUCUACUUACAUUUUAAAUUAAUUCGUACAUGUUCAACAUCUUCUCUGAAGGAUGAACAACGGUAAUUUUCUCCCAUGAGUAGAACAAGUAACUUCGAAGAUUACGCAGGCACCAAUCUCAAUUCCACGGCAUUGAGAGAAAAGUUGCCAAUGGAAAUGAAACGCUUUUCUGGUACUAGUGCUAGUAGUGUCCUACAAUUCAGUAUGGAAUAAUCAGCAUGAAGAUGAGUGCUCUAUGUAUUAUUUUUGAGCAACGCGCACAAGGGGGCUCUCAACAGUUUCUAUAAUUCAUUGAACUAGUUCAAUAAUUGUUGGCCAUGUAUGGCGCAAGCCUCUCGGAUGUCGUGUUGUUCUCUUCUCAGUGGCUCACGCAAAGCCUCGCGCUCGACUGUCAUCGGGAUGAUCUCGCAGGACAUGAAUGGCAAUGGUCAUGAGUGCAGCUUCCAACUCUCAACCAUAGCGAUCAACGGAUAGACUAGGUAUGGCUAUCCUGAUCCUAGUCGUAUGAUGCGUGUUCAGUCCGAUCCCUUCUGACAUGCUUCUGCUGAUGGUGUAUGAUUCAUCUUACCCAAUGAACCAAACAGGGACUACGCCAGCCAGUUUUCAUAAGUCGCAGGCAGGUACAUCAAGGCUUGCUUGCUUUCAAGAUUCCGACUCUGUGCCCUCACUGAGAAACGAACCUGGCGCGGAGGCCUGUGCUCUUGUGGUCCAGCACUGGCCUAACCCUUGAGCGGCAAAAGUGAUUAAAUUGGAAGGAGUGUAGUGGAAUAUAUAAAACCAUCAAAAUGUCCGGCGAGGCCAAGGAGAUCGCCAAGAAGUUGGGACAGAAAUCCGACUGGCGCGAGUGGCAGCGAGCUGUAUGCCAAGAAGCUAGCCGACUAGGCUUAUACUUGAGAACUACACGAACGUAGUCAACGUACCGGCCGCCCCACAUGGUGCGCCACAAGGUAAC